This is a messenger RNA of Cokeromyces recurvatus, 1068 nucleotides long. RefSeq lists its product as uncharacterized. The transcript has a single exon. The annotation marks the transcript as partial. The record is from RefSeq and is a predicted model, not a curated record. NCBI's taxonomy places the organism in Eukaryota, Fungi, Mucoromycota, Mucoromycetes, Mucorales, Mucoraceae.
AUCAUCAUCAUCAUCAUCAUCAUCAUCAUCAUCAUUCGGACGAUGAAGAGGAUAUAGAAGAAGUAGAGGAUGAAGAUCGUCGUAUUCCUAUUUUAUUAGCAGGGAGUCGAAAACGAAUGAGAGAUCAUAGUCAAAAUAGUAUUCAAAUGAUUGAAAAUGCUCAAAAGUUUUUAAGAUCUAGUCAUGAUAGUGAUACUGGAAGUGAGAAUGAGUUCAAUGAUAAAAAGCGUCAAAAAUAUCUAGAUAAAGUGGAGGAUGAUCAUGAAAAUAGGAUUCAAAAGGAUGAAGAAGAGGAGACGCAUGUAGGAGGAGGAGAAGGAGGAAAAGAAGAUAAAGGAGAAGAAAUGGUAAUAGUAGCAGAAGAAGAAAAAGGAGAAGAGGAAGAAGAAGAACAAGAAGAAGAGGAAGAGGACGAGAAUGAGGAUGAGGAAGAGCAAGAGGAAGUGGAAAUAGAUGAUGAAGAGGAUGAAUUAGCAUCAUCGGCUUCUUCACCAAGUUCACCUACAAGAAUCAUGUUGCCUUCACCAAAAUUAGCAGUUGUAAAAGAUAAACAAAUAUCAUCACCAAUAAUACCCAACACGACUGAUUCACCGCAACAGCAGUCCCCUUCUUGUUCAAACUGUAAAAAUAAUGAAUUAAAAAUGACUUUGAUGAAACAUGAAAUGGAUCGUUUAAAGGCUCAAAUAUCUCAACUUGAAAGGCAAUGCUAUAAACAGAAUAAUCAAAUAAAUAAAUUGCUUCGAUUACGUGACAGAACAGAAAGAUGGCGAAAGCAAAUCAUUUCUGAUUUAGCAAGAGGACCUUUAAUAGUUUCUGACGAUGAUGACGAUGAGGAUGAGGAUGAAGAAGACGAGGACGAAGAUGAUGAUUAACAAAAAGAGAAAAAAAAAAAGAAAACUUUGUUUAUUCUUAUUAUUUAUAUUCUUGUAUUUUAUAUAUUAUUUUUGUUUUGUUUGUAUAUUAAUAUAUGUCUAUCUGUUUUUUUUUUAACUGCUUUAAUACAUUGAACCUGAAUGUGACUUUGUUUUUACAUUUAUAAACACAUAUAAAAAAAAAAUUAAAUAAUGC